GCCGGUGCGUGGCGAAGGCCUGCCAGGUGAGGCGCGGUCACCCUGGGCCUCUCACUUCCGCCCAGGUGAGGCAGGGCCGACGCCGAGCCAGCCCGCCCGCGCCGGGCGCCCACCCGCGCCUCCGCCGCACCAGGUUUCUUUAGAAGUUAUUGAAGACAAUAAUUCAAAAUGCCUGAAAAUCCUGCUACAGAUAAACUGCAGGUCCUGCAAGUUCUUGAUCGCCUGAAAAUGAAAUUGCAAGAGAAAGGUGACACAUCACAGAAUGAGAAGCUGUCUAUGUUUUAUGAGACACUGAAGAGUCCGCUCUUCAACCAGAUACUCACACUUCAGCAGUCCAUCAAGCAACUAAAGGGGCAGCUCAGCCAUAUACCCUCAGGUUGUUCAGCCAACUUUGAUUUUUCCAAGAAAGGUUUAUUAGUGUUUACGGAUAGUGCCAUUACUAAUGGGAAUGCCCACAGGUCCUCUAAUAACUUGACUGUGUCUGGGUUAUUUCCUUGGAACUCUAAGUCAGGAAAUGAAAACUUCAACUCAGUCAUUCAACAGAUGGCUCAGGGCCGGCAAAUUGAGUAUAUAGAUAUAGAACGGCCUUCCUAUGGAGGCCUUGGAUUCAGUGUGGUGGCCAUCAGAAGUCAAAACCUGGGAGAAGUUGAUAUCUUUGUGAAGGAAGUACAGCCAGGGAGUAUAGCAGACAGGGAUAAAAGAUUAAAGGAAAAUGACCAAAUAUUGGCUAUUAAUGACACACCACUGGAUCAGUACAUUUCCCAUCAACAAGCAAUUGCAUUAUUGCAGCAGACCACUGGAUCUUUGCGUCUGGUUGUGGCCAGGGAACCAGUCCACACAAAAAGCUGUACUAAUACCAGCCUUGCUGAUACCACUGUGCCUGAAACAGUUCGUUGGGGCCAUAUUGAAGAUGUUGAGCUCAUUAAUGAUGGCACUGGGUUAGGUUUUGGAAUAGUUGGAGGAAAAUCAAGUGGCGUGGUUGUGAGGACUAUAGUUCCUGGAGGAUUAGCGGAUCGAGAUGGAAGACUCCACACAGGGGAUCAUAUCUUGCAGAUUGGUGGCACAAAUGUGCAGGGAAUGACCAGUGAGCAAGUUGCACAAGUGCUGAGGAACUGUGGGAAUUCAGUCAGGAUGCUCAUUGCAAGAGACCCAGUUGGUGAAAUUUCUGUAACUCCUCCCACCCCUAUAGCCUUCCCUGUUGCCCUGCCUGCUGUAGACAACAGGAGCUCUAGUUCUGACAAUUCUCUUUUUGAAACUUAUGAUGUUGAACUCAUUAAAAAAGAUGGACAGAGUCUUGGGAUUAGAAUUGUUGGCUAUGUUGGAACUGCUCAUACAGGGGAGGCUUCAGGGAUUUAUGUGAAAAGCAUAAUACCUGGCAGCGCCGCAUACCACAAUGGCCAAAUUCAAGUGAAUGACAAAAUAGUUGCUGUCGAUGGUGUGAAUAUUCAGGGUUUUGCCAACCAGGAUGUUGUUGAAGUAUUACGGAGUGCCGGGCAAGUGGUGCGCCUAACUCUAGUUCGAAGGAAGACAUCCUUAUCUGCUUCUCCACUUGAACAGCCUCCAGACAGAGGAACUGUAGAACCACUGAACACACCAGCCCUCUUCCUAACUGGAGCAGUGGAAACGGAAACUAAUUUGGAUGGCGAAGAUGAGGAAACUGAAGAAAGAAUGGAUAAUUUAAAAAAUGGCAACAUACAAGCGUUAGAAAAAUUGGAAGGAGUCCUGUACUCUCAAGAAAAUGAGCUGAAAUCCAGAUGGGAAAACCUACUGGGCCCUGACUAUGAAGUAAUGGUUGCUACUUUGGACACACAGAUUGCAGAUGAUGCUGAAUUACAGAAAUAUUCAAAGCUGCUGCCCAUUCACACUCUGAGGCUUGGCAUGGAAGUGGAUUCCUUUAAUGGGCACCAUUAUAUCUCUUCAAUUGCUCCAGGUGGUCCUGUUGAUACACUGAACCUCCUACAGCCAGAGGAUGAGAUUCUUGAGGUCAAUGGUGUGCAGCUCUAUGGGAAAUCUCGCCGGGAAGCAGUCUCCUUCCUUAAAGAAGUUCCACCCCCCUUCACCUUGGUUUGCUGUCGAAGGUUUUUUGAUGAUGAAGCCUCUGUAGAUGAACCAAGGACAGCUGAAGCCUCUCUUCCUGAGAUGGAGGCUGACCACAAUGUAGAUGUCAGUACUGAAGAGGAUGAUGACGGGGAAUUAGCAUUAUGGUCUCCUGAAGUCAAGAUGGUUGAACUAGUGAAAGAUCAGAAAGGCUUGGGAUUCAGCAUUUUGGAUUACCAGGACCCUUUAGAUCCCACAAGAUCAGUAAUUGUGAUCCGUUCCCUGGUGGCAGAUGGUGUAGCAGAAAGAAGUGGUGAACUGUUACCUGGAGACCGCCUGGUCUCAGUCAAUGAAUACUGUUUGGAAAAUACCACACUUGCUGAAGCUGUGGAAGUGUUGAAAACUGUGCCACCAGGCACUGUACACCUUGGCAUCUGUAAGCCAUUGGUGGAAGGUGAUAAAGAGGAAGAAAAUCAAAUUUUACAUUCAAACAAUAAUGAAGAGAAUACUGAACUUUCCGGAACAAUUCAUGAUAUAAAUUCAUCUUUAAUACUUGAAGCACCCAAGGGAUUUAGAGAUGAACCCUAUUUUAAAGAAGAACUUGUGGAUGAACCAUUUCUAGAUUUGGGAAAAUCUUUCCAGUCCCAACACAAAGAGAUAGACGACAGCAAGGAAGCCUGGGAGAUGCAUGAAUUCUUGACCCCCAGAUUGCAGGAAAUGGGUGAAGAAAGAGAAAUGCUUGUUGAUGAAGAAUAUGAGCUCUAUCAAGAUCACUUUCAGCCCAUGGACAUGUAUCCAUCAUCCCACCUUCAAGAGGCUGUGCCUGUUCCCUCCAUGAAGGACCUUCACUUUGGCACACAGUGGUCACAGGAUAGUGAAUCACCUGAACUUCAAGAAGCAAGGUCCAUGAUGAGUAUAUAUUCCCAGGAGGUGCAGCAGUAUGUGUACAGCACUGAAAGCAUGAUGAAAGAAAAUUUUGGCAUUGAUUCCCUAUCCACUAUACCCUUAACUGAAGGAAAUAGUCAACAAGGCAUGAUGAUUUCAAAUGAUGCCCAAGGUCCUGGUUUGCUUGUUGAACUUCCUACUGUGCUUCAAAGAAGGGAGCAAGAAGAUUUGCCUUUAUAUCAACUCCCUGGGACUCAAGUUGCUUCCAAGGCCUCAGCAUAUACAGGAAUGUUGUCUUCUAGAUAUGCCACUGAUGCUUGUGAGUUACCUGAGAGAGAAGAAGGUGAAGGAGAAGAAACUCCAAACUUCAGCCACUGGGGUCCACCAAGAAUUGUUGAGAUUUUUAGAGAACCCAGUGUGUCUCUUGGUAUUAGUAUUGUUGGUGGGCAAACCGUUAUAAAGCGCCUGAAGAAUGGAGAGGAGCUUAAAGGUAUAUUUAUCAAACAAGUUUUAGAAGAUAGUCCAGCAGGAAAAACAAAUGCUCUUAAAACUGGAGAUAAAAUACUUGAGGUGUCUGGGGUAGACUUGCAAAAUGCCUCUCACAGAGAAGCAGUGGAGGCCAUUACAAAUGCAGGAAACCCUGUCGUGUUUGUUGUUCAGAGCUUGUCAUCCACUCCAAGAGUCAUUCCUAGUGUGCACAACAAGGCCAACAAAAUGACUAACAACCAGGAGGACCAAGACACCCAAGGAAAAAAAGAAAAGAGGCAGGGAACUGCUCCACCUCCAAUGAAGCUGCCACCUCCUUACAAAACUCCAUCCGAUGGUAGUGAUGAAAAUGAGGAAGAAUAUGCAUUUACCAACCAAAAAAUCAGGCAAAGAUAUGCAGACCUGCCUGGAGAAUUGCACAUUAUUGAACUUGAAAAGGAAAAGAAUGGACUUGGCCUCAGCCUCGCUGGUAAUAAAGACAGGUCACGCAUGAGCAUAUUUGUGGUGGGAAUUAACCCAGAAGGACCUGCUGCCACAGAUGGACGGAUGCGUAUCGGAGAUGAACUGUUAGAGAUAAAUAAUCAGAUCCUGUAUGGAAGAAGUCACCAAAAUGCAUCUGCCAUUAUUAAGACAGCUCCGUCAAAAGUCAAGCUGGUUUUCAUCAGAAAUGAAGAUGCAGUCAAUCAGAUGGCUGUUACUCCCUUUCCAUUACCAUCAAGUUCCCCAUCUUCUAUUGAGGAUCACAGUGGCCCUGAACCUGUAAGCAGUGAGGAAGACAGCAGCCUGGAAGUUGGUAUUAAACACUUGCCUGAAAGUGAAAGCCCCUCGCUGGCUAUCAGCCAGAUGAAACAGCAAAAAUACUCGACGAAAGUCUCCUUUGGUUUACAGGAAGUCCCUUUUGCACCAGCUCCGCCUUACCAUUCCACAGAUGCUGACUUCACAGGCUAUGGUGGUCUCCAGGCUCCUCUGUCAGUGGACCCUGCCACGUGUCCCAUUGUUCCAGGCCAGGAAAUGAUCAUAGAAAUAUCCAAGGGACGCUCAGGGCUCGGUCUGAGCAUUGUGGGAGGAAAAGACACACCCUUGGAUGCUAUAGUUAUACAUGAAGUCUAUGAAGAAGGAGCAGCAGCCAGAGAUGGAAGACUUUGGGCUGGAGACCAGAUACUAGAGGUUAAUGGGAUUGACCUGAGGAGCGCUAGCCACGAAGAAGCCAUCACAGCCCUGAGGCAAACCCCCCAGAAGGUGCAACUGGUGGUGUUUAGAGAUGAGGCGCACUACAGGGAUGAGGAAAACUUGGAAAUUUUCCCUGUGGAUCUGCAGAAGAAGGCUGGCCGAGGCCUGGGCCUGAGCAUUGUUGGGAAACGAAAUGGAAACGGAGUGUUUAUUUCUGACAUCGUGAAAGGUGGAGCUGCAGACAUUGAUAGGAGAUUGAUUCAGGGAGAUCAGAUAUUAUCUGUGAAUGGAGAAGACAUGAGAAAUGCCUCACAGGAAACAGUGGCCACUAUCCUCAAGUGUGCACAAGGCCUGGUACAGCUAGAGAUUGGAAGACUCCGUGCUGGUUCCUGGCCUUCCUCAAGAAAGACAUCACACAACAGUCAGGGGAGCCAGCAGAGUGCACACAGCAGCUUCCAUCCUUCCCUCGCUCCUGUCAUCACCAGCCUGCAGAGCCUGGUCCGCACGAAGAGAGCUUCAGACCCUUCCCCAAGUUCAGGCACAGAUGUGGGACCAAGGACCAUUGAGAUAAUUAGGGAGCUCGGUGACGCCCUUGGCAUCAGUAUUGCUGGAGGAAAAGGAAGUCCCUUAGGAGAUAUCCCAAUAUUUAUCGCCAUGAUUCAGGCCAGUGGUGUGGCUGCACGGACUCAGAAGCUCAAAGUUGGGGAUCGGAUUGUCAGCAUUAAUGGGCAGCCUUUGGACGGGCUGUCUCACGCGGAUGUGGUUAAUCUGCUGAAGAACGCCUACGGGCGCAUUAUCCUGCAGGUUGUAGCAGACACCAAUAUAAGCGCCAUAGCAACUCAACUGGAGAACAUGUCCACAGGCUACCACCUUGGUUCGCCCACUGCUGAACACCAUCCUAAAGACACGGAAACACCUCCACCUAAGAUUAUUUCUUUGGAGAAAGGCUCUGAAGGCUUGGGGUUUAGUAUUGUAGGGGGUUAUGGAAGUCCCCAUGGAGACCUGCCCAUUUAUGUCAAGACUAUAUUUGCAAAGGGAGCAGCUGCAGAUGAUGGCCGAUUGAAGCGAGGUGAUCAGAUAUUAGCUGUCAAUGGUGAGACCCUGGAAGGUGUCACUCAUGAGCAAGCUGUGGCCAUUCUAAAAUGCCAGAGAGGGACUGUAAUUUUAACUGUGCUGUCAUGAGCCUUGGGACCUGAUCACAAGGUAGAUGUUGUUGUAGAACAUCCAUAGGAAGGUGAAGUUCUGAGAGGAUGAAAAGCAACUUCAACUAAAAUCCACAUCACUCUUACAUCUCAUCUUCUGCUCAGGAGAGAUGGCCCAGAUUUCAUAUGAAUUUCCCACAUCAACAGUCAUCUCCCUAAUGUUUCCCAGCAUCUUUCUCCUCUUGGUGAGGUUAAUUUCUAAAACCUGAAGGUGUCUUCUCUCCUUUGCAUUCAACAUCCGUGUUUACCAACCAGUAGUAACUGGUUCUGAUUAUAUUUGCUGAAGCUGAAGUUAACAACCUCUCAUUCUUUAUGCCCUUCCCUCCCUAUCCCUACUCAUACAGAAGCUUAACAGCAACCUCAGAUGUCAUCUGAUGAACAGAAAAAACAUUAAGCAACUUGUCAUCUCUCUCAUGAUUUACUUGUGUUAAUUGUCUCAUCAAGUAUGCCAGAAAACAUUAGCAGUGUAAUUAACUCACCAGCGAUCCCCAUGGUGACACACCAGAGUCUCCUGUGGGAGCUCUCUAUGCCCCCCUCUGUGCAACUCGCAGGCGCAUGUGCCUCACAUUCAUCUCUCUGGGUUGGUCUAAGUUAGCCAUUGGUGAUCGUGAUGAGCCGAUCUGCAUACUGGAAUCUAGCGGUUCUGAAAGCCUUUCUAAUUGUUUUCCUAGCUAUAUAAAUUUAUACCAAUGAGCAAAUGCACCUUUUCUCAGGAGGAAAAAUCACCAUCCAUAUUGUGAAUUCUAACAAAGCUUAAUUAUGUUCAAGUCCAGGAAGUCCACCUGGAGUUAAUGGCAUCUCAAUAGGCAGGUGUCAUUCCCUCCCCAAGUCUUCGGAUGAGGAGUUGGAAGACCCGGAACCAUUCUCCAGAGAUCAGCAAGUUUUGCCUCAACCCAGAUAAGGUCUGGGUGGCCUUGGCCUUGUGCAAAGUGGAGUGACAAACCUGAGGAUCUUUCCCCUUGGCUCCAAACUGGGCAGUCUAGCAGCAGUGACUGUAGGAACAUGGGCAGAGCAAUGUGCUUAGCCAGAGUGACCUUGCAGAUUUACUGAGCCCAGGAAUCAGCAAUGGCUCCUUGGCUAAUGUUUCCUGGGCUCCAUGGAGCUUUCCCAUUUGCUGAAGUUGUGCAUGUUAAGAAAACAACUGUGGAAAUACAAGAACAAAGUUGGUUAGGGGCAUUCUUAUUCAGCUAUUAGAAGGAAAAGGAGGAGAUGCUUAUCAGUAAAUGUCCUCAGUUCUUCUGUAAAAAAUGCACCAUGAAGGAUGAGGAGUACUAGAAUCAGUAAUAGAAGUAGUUCAGCAUUAACAUACAAGCUGCAGAAUGGUCCACAGUAAUUAUCAAAAUGUAAUGGUCUCUAAUUUAAGAUGCUAUUUAGUAUAGAUUUUAAUUGAAAAUUAUCUUUGAGUAGAUGUAAUCACAAAGUGCAUUAACUCUUGUUGGAAUAUUUUGUGGCUAUUCCAAAGUAUAGAGUGCCUAAGUUUUGAUGUUGAAAACAUCUUUCAUGACUGGUAUUAAGUUUUCUGAAAUUACACAUGGAUUUUGAAAUUUCUAAUGUAUCCAAGAUAAGCGGUGUUGCUAGCAUGAGAUGUUAAACUGCAUGAGAAACUAUCAGCCUCAGAACAUUCUGUUCAUUGUAUCUGCUAGAACCCCUCAAGAGCCAAGAAGAAAGGAAGCCCAAAUAAAACUUGGAAAUGCCCCUUCUGAAAAACACUUACAUAUGUAUAAUACUUUUGAAAUGUGAUUCUGCUUGAUUUUGAUGGAAUGGCCAUUAAAUAUACACUUUGAAAUAA
Messenger RNA from Manis javanica (Malayan pangolin), 7569 nucleotides. It is a transcript of the gene PATJ, whose product is annotated as PATJ crumbs cell polarity complex component. NCBI's taxonomy places the organism in Eukaryota, Metazoa, Chordata, Mammalia, Pholidota, Manidae. The record is from RefSeq and is a predicted model, not a curated record. Gene Ontology annotation, cellular component: plasma membrane; cytoplasm; apical part of cell. Gene Ontology annotation, molecular function: protein binding. Gene Ontology annotation, biological process: tight junction assembly.